Messenger RNA from Anopheles merus, 3093 nucleotides. It is a transcript of the gene Snx1, whose product is annotated as sorting nexin-2. Gene Ontology annotation, molecular function: phosphatidylinositol binding. Gene Ontology annotation, biological process: early endosome to Golgi transport. The record is from RefSeq and is a predicted model, not a curated record. Gene Ontology annotation, cellular component: endosome; endosome membrane. The transcript is spliced from 5 exons. The coding region runs from base 473 to 1825 and encodes 450 amino acids. Lineage: Eukaryota; Metazoa; Arthropoda; Insecta; Diptera; Culicidae.
GUCUUCGUUUUCUCCGCAUGACGUUUCUUGUUUUUGCUGACGACAAGUGCAGUUUCAGAAAUUGCUUUACUCAUCUCGCCGUUUUUUCGCGUACCAAAGAUAAGUGCAAGUAACUUUCGCUUCCCUUUUUGCUCCCCCGUCCGGUGUUGCACAUUGAAUGCUGCACCGUAGUUCAGAUGUGCCGCACAGUAGCAUAACUGGCAGUGCAAAUUAAUCGGCCCCGAAAUCUGUCCGACCCUCCCAACGGGUACGCGUCCUUUGUUUUGUGGGGCGAAAAGCGCCGCUGCUGAUAGUCAAAAGGCCCCCACAGAACGGUAACGACGAGAGCCAUUGUUGCUUGAGGUCUUAGUGAUAGUCGUGACGCGACCGCAAAGAAGGAUAAAGAAAGACUCUGCCGUGUGGAAAGCGAUUGUGCCGCUAUACCGACCCGGGACCACUCCCGUUCAAAAGCAGCGCGAGCAGCAGCAGCAAAAUGGACACCAACGGUACCUUGGAGCAUGAUGGAGAGACGGAGCAAACGCAAAAACAACAGCCAGCCUUCGACAAUGUUGAUAUCACGUCGCCGGACGACGAAAACGAGAACGAUAUCUUCGAGUCGGCGAUACAGCAGGAACCACUAUCGCCCGUACUGGAGGACGUGCCGACGGACGAGGCGGGGGAUACGUUUAUCGAAAUAGUUGUUGCUGACCCGCAGAAAGUGGGCGACGGCAUGGGUUCAUAUUUGGCGUACAAGGUGUCCACAAAGACAAACAUUCUGAAGUUUAAAAAGCGACAGUUCUUCACGAUGCGCCGGUUCAGCGAUUUCCUCGGUCUGCACGAUCUGCUCGUAAGCAAGUACCUGCGCAUGGGGCGCAUCAUACCGCCCGCGCCGGAAAAGAACAUCAUCGGCACGACCAAGGUGCGGAUGGGCAGCCAGCCGCAGGCGGAAGCUGGCGCGGGCGUCAACCUGGAGUGGAUCGAGAAUCGGCGCGCCUCGCUCGAACGCUUCCUGAACCGGGUUGCCCAGCAUCCGGUCCUGUGCCAGGAUACGGACUUUGUCAACUUCCUCGAAAGCGACCAGGAGCUGCCGCGUGCCGUCAACACGGCCGCCCUGAGCGGUGCCGGCGUGAUGCGCCUCUUUAACAAGGUCGGCGAAACGGUCAACAAGAUCACGUACAAGAUGGAUGAGAACGAUCCGUGGUUUAACGACAAGAUCAGCGAGGUCGAAACGAUCGAUGCACACAUGCAGAAGCUACACUCCGCCAUCAAGGCGCUGGUGUCGCAUCGCAAGGAGCUGGCCACGCUGACCGGCGGUGUAGCGAAGUCGGCCGCACUGUUGAGCACGUGCGAGGAGCAUACCGGACUGUCGCAGGCACUGUCGCAGCUGGCGGACGUGGAGGAGAAGGUGGAACUGUUGCGCUCCGAGCAGGCCAACUCGGACCUGUACAUCCUGUCGGAGACGAUCAAGGACUACAUUGGGCUGUUCGGUGCUAUCAAGGACGUGUUUCACGAGCGGGUGAAAGUGUUCCAGAACUGGCAGCACGCCCAGAUGCAGCUGACCAAGAAGCGGGAAAACAAGGCGAAGCUCGAACUGCAGGAUCGACGCGACAAGCUGGAGUUUGCGCAGAAGGAGGUGGAAGAGUGGGAGGGCAAGGUGCAGCGGUGUCAGAAGGAGUUUGACAAUAUUUCCAGUGAAAUCAAGAAGGAGAUGGAACGCUUCGAGCUGGCUCGUGCACGCGAUUUCAAGUCGACCAUCAUCAAAUAUCUGGAAGAUCAAAUGGCACACCAGCAGCAGCAAAUGCGAUACUGGGAAGCGAUCGUACCGGUUGCCCGUGACAUUGCAUGAGAGGAACCGAACGCGUUGAAUCCGCCCAUCCUGUACGACGACGACGACGACGAAGACCGUGUUCCGACGACUGACAAACUGCGCCUCUCGAUUAAUUUAGUCGACUCCAAUGCUAGGAUAUCGUAGGACGGCACACUGCCCGGGUGUGUGUAUUGUAGCUGCGGCCGGGGAGGAUGGCGAAUAAUUUUGCGCACGGCUUCAUAAACACAACCCAGACAAAGACCUGCAGAUAGUUUGAUAGUGAUGCUGCGCUAGACGAUUGUUGUGUGGGUGAGAGUUGAUCUAAGAUUUCUUACGCCUCAUUUCACUACUCUAUCCUGCCCUCCCUCUCUGCUCUCGCGCCACAAGCCCUUUCGACUUUUAGGAAGGAAAGGGGCGAAAAGGGUUUCCUUAAGAUGCAAGCUACGCUCAUGUAUUCACUAAACAACGCGAGGCGUUGGGGGAAGGAGGGAAGGAGAAGAAAGGAUAAUAUCGAUCGACCAAAAGUGUGAUGUGUAUUUGUAAAUAAUGAUAGCGCGAGGUGUGGUACGUUCGCAAAGAAGUAAAAAACAGUAACGUGUAAUCCCAUGCAACACACCAUUCAUACAAAAUCCCCGUUUAGAAGCAGUAAAAAUUCGCUUAGGAUGCUGAAAUGUUAGUAACAAACUCACAUAGAGAGAGGCACACACACAUACAGUCACCGCAAUGGCUGAUGGCCACUAGUUAAUUAGGCUUCACAGUGUUGCUUGUACUACCCGUUCUUACACAUAUCUUCCCCCGUUACACAUAGUUAAACAUCCCGCGGCACCCGGAACACUCACGCAGACACCUUUGUUGCCUUUCUGUUUAGAUAUUGGUUUAGUGCAUUUGUUACACGUUUUGGUACGUAACUCAGAAACACACACACACACACACAACUAUGUAUGUAAAUAUGUUUGUUUUGAAACAGUCACGUCACGUGUACUGCCUCCAAAGUGUCCAAGAGAAUGUUUCAACAAAAAAAAAGGGAUACACAUGUGGGUACCAAAAUUCUCGAAUAAGCUAACAAUCGGGCACAGUGUGGGUCAGUAAGAAAGCCCAAACUUGGUUAAACAUUAGAGAUUCCUCUUCUAAUAAUUGUUAGUAUAUGCUAAUUUCGUGAUGUAUGUUUCAAACAUGAUCGGUUUUUUUGCAAUUCCAACCCAUUUGAAGGGCGGUGUGAGAUUUUUUUUUCGUUCCAAAAUUGCCUACACAUUCGUUAAGUUUUGUUUUUAUAUCAAUGCCCUAUGCAUAGAUAGUAGCUUCUCGCU